GACGCUAUUGACAACUCCACCCCCGAUGGGCGGCCCCAAGUACAGCAACACCCUUUCCUCCAGUUCCGCCAAGCGCCACCAGAUCGCAAGACGAGUUUGACGUGGGGGACCCGCGAUGAGCCCGCUCAGUCACGUCUUGAACUGGACAAACAAACCCGGAAAUUGCUUGGAGGGAGCCUUUGGGAGAAAGCAAUGAAUAGCCUGGAUCGAGAAGAUCAGGAAAAGAUCAACGGUCUCAAACCCAAACGCGAAGACCAGGCGGCAAGCUCCCCUCCAAACGACCAAGGGGAAGCCAGCGCUCGCGGAGCCGGUCCAGCGGCUGACAUCGAUAUCGUACUCCGCAAGGCGGAUGACGUCAAAGAGAAAGACAAGGAGGGGACAUGGAAGCCGGUCCUCGAGAAUAUCACCAAGGGAGGCUUGGCAUUCAAGUCCCUCGGCGACGCUGCGGUGAAAUUUGACCAGUCCGGCUACGCAGCCCUGGGCUGGUCUGUCGUGUCUUUCGGCCUGCAGAUCGCUGCAAACAAUGACGCCGUUCGCGAAUUGGCCCUCUCCAGUUCGCAGUUUGUUAGGGACUUUACGACAAGAUACGCGGCGUAUGAGACGUUGUUUAGAGGGGCCCAGCCCGACGAAGAAUUCGACCGUCGCCUGGUAGCAGCGUAUAAGGCCAUCUUACACUACGUGAUAGCCCUGGACAAAUACCUACGGCAGGGCGGACUAGGUUUGUAUUUCGUUAUGGAUAUCUGGUCUUCACAGUUCUGAUUUGUUUAGAGCAUCUUAAACGUGCAUUUGUUGAACCUAAGGAUCGCUCCAUCUCCAGAAGGAAGGAUGAGGUCGUUGAAGCAGACGCUAAGGUUACAG
Molecule: messenger RNA, 858 nt
Organism: Chaetomium strumarium
Lineage: Eukaryota; Fungi; Ascomycota; Sordariomycetes; Sordariales; Chaetomiaceae
Exons: 2
Coding region: 193-759 (188 amino acids)
Source: RefSeq, a predicted model, not a curated record